AGUCGUUUGAGCGGAAAGGCAACCAACAAAUACAGUACUACACACACCGACAGACAGCCAUGCCAGCAGGGCCCCAUAAGCGCAAGCUGCCUCAGCCGCCUCCCACCGCAAGACACUCAGACACCGACGACGACUUCAACCCCUCCUCCCAACCCCCAUCCUCACCGGCCCCAGCGACAGCGGCGACCAAAAAGCCUCGCAAGCGCAAGGCACAGCCUGCGCCAGCUGAUACUCCCACGGCCGCCACCAGCACAGCACGGCGUACCCGGUCAUCAGGGCAAGCGAGGACGGAGCGCGGCGGCGGCGGUGAGGCGGAGAGAGAAUGUUGUGGGGUUAGUAGGCUGCGGCAACUGCAGAAUGGCGCGGGGCCGGUGACCGUCACGUAUGAGCUGGACGGCGUCGAGGUGGAGCGGAGGUUGUUUCCCGGUCAGUGGUGGGUCGAGAGUGGACGACCAGACGGUGGCGGUGCGGCAUGGGGAAGAGAGUGCGAUGAGGCUGAUGGCGACGAGGAUGAGGGUAACGUCGAUGGCGAUGAGACGGAUGCCGAUGUCGAUGCCGUUGGGUCCUCUGAGAAGGUACACUCGUACACAUAUGUCACGGCAAACGCAUGUUCGCGUUUUACCUUUCCUUUUCCUCCCCAUCUUCAUUCAUCACAGGAUGAACCACAAUCCCCGGUCUGCCAUGUCACCGACGAACUCGAAGCACGACAUGUCCAAGCCUCAACCACUGGAAAAACCCGCUCAAUCCACCAACCCCACACACCCAACCCCGCACCCAAGAUCAACUUCCAAUUCUCCUCCCCCAUCUUCUCCUCCAGCCCGGAUCCCAUCCACAACCCAACCACCCCAUCGCAUCACGACACCACCGCGGCACCAAUGUCACCUUCUCCUCUCCCACGCCGCAGAAGCGUCACCACCGAAGACAGAUCUCCUCUCCCACGUCGCGAAAGCACGGCCGCCGAAGACAGAGCGGUGAGGGCACCGUCCCCGCGCACCGAAGCCCUCCUGGAAUCAGAGUUCGACGAAGCAUCGUACCCGCGACGCUCAGUGAUUUUGGACAUUGCGAUCGGGAUCGCGUGGAAGGUGGAUGAUGUUGAGCGGUGGUUUGAGCGGAGACGGGCUAGAGACGGUUGACCUUUGAAAGCACGUCUCGUGGAGGGAGGAUAAGAGCACAAGCGGCGAUCUCUAUCCUCAUCUCCCACCGAGUCAUCUCAUACACCUAUUUGCAUAGACCCAGAUCUCCCUCGCCGCAUGUAGCUAGCACCGCCUAUUCAGUUUUCCACAUCUUUGACACCAGAAGUUGGCAUAUAUCGCCCGUCAUACCCGCCUGUAACCGCAUAGAUGAGACCCGCAUAAAGCUGAUGUGCAUGAAGCGUC
Molecule: messenger RNA, 1376 nt
Organism: Fimicolochytrium jonesii
Lineage: Eukaryota; Fungi; Chytridiomycota; Chytridiomycetes; Spizellomycetales; Powellomycetaceae
Exons: 1
Coding region: 60-1133 (357 amino acids)
Molecular function (GO): DNA binding
Source: RefSeq, a predicted model, not a curated record